UAAACAGUCUGGGCGCCAUUCACGCCGCCGAAAGAGUCCUCUCGUGGACUGAAGCCAGGCCUUGCACUUGCAACCGCCUCGCGUUACGUCGCAAUAUAUACAGAGCAUCCGCGUCCCUGCCCUCUCACUCCGGCCUCCCCUGCACUAACAGAACGCCCCCCCGGAUCCAUAUAUCCAUGGCGGGCGCGAGGUCGAGUGGCGUGAGAUCCAUGGCUGCUAAUUCCCUGCCGCUCGCCGCCCUCCUGAUCUGCACGCUGCUGUUCCUCGACCCCGCCGCCGCCGCCGGCGAGGCGCGGUCGUCCUACGUGGUGUACCUCGGCGACCACGCGCACGGGUCCCGGCUGGGCGGCCUCGACGCCGCCGACCUGGCCGCGCUCGAGGAGAAGGCCGCCGGCUCGCACCACGACCUCCUCGCCACCAUCCUCGGAGACAAGGAUAAGGCGCGGGAGGCCAUCUUCUACUCCUACACCAAGCACAUCAACGGCUUCGCCGCCAAUCUCAACGCCGCCGAAGCCGCCCAGCUCGCGAGGCUGCCGGAGGUGGUGUCGGUGUUCCCGAACAGGGCGCAGCAGCAGCUGCACACGACGCGGUCGUGGCAGUUCCUGGGGCUCUCCGGCCCCGACGGCGUCUCCCGCGGCGCGUCCUGGCGGAAGGCCAAGUUCGGCGAGGGCAUCAUCAUCGGCAACAUUGACACCGGUGUGUGGCCGGAAUCGGAGAGCUUCCGGGAUCAUGGGCUGGGAUCGGUCCCGAAGAACUGGAAAGGAACAUGCGAGAAAGGCCAAGACGAUAAGUUCCACUGCAACGGGAAGCUGAUCGGCGCGCGCUUCUUCAACAAGGGGUACGCGUCGGGCGUGGGCGCCCCGUCAGACGACCCGACCUUCAACUCACCGCGGGACAACGGCGGCCACGGCACGCACACGCUCUCCACGGCGGCCGGCGCGCCCUCCCCCGGCGCGAGCGUGUUCGGGCUGGGCAACGGCACGGCCACGGGGGGUUCCCCGCGGGCGCGCGUGGCGGGGUACCGCGUGUGCUUCAAGCCCGUGAACGGCAGCUCCUGCUUCGAGGCCGACAUCCUGGCCGCCUUCGACGCCGCCAUCCACGACGGCGUGCACGUGCUCUCCGUCUCCCUCGGCGGCGUCGGCGACCGCUACGACUACUUCGAGGACUCCAUCGCCAUCGGCUCGUUCCACGCCGUCCGGCACGGGAUCACCGUCGUGUGCUCCGCGGGCAACUCGGGGCCCAAGCCGAGCAAGAUCUCCAACGUCGCGCCAUGGAUGUUCACCGUCGGAGCUAGCACCAUGGACCGCAAGUUCUCGUCCGACGUCGUCUUCAACGGCACCAAAAUCAAGGGGGAGAGCCUUUCGUCCAACACGUUGAACCAGAAGACACCUUACCCCAUGAUCGACUCCACGCAAGCUGCCGCUCCCGGAAGAUCAGAAGACGAGGCGCAGCUAUGCUUGAAGGGGUCGCUGGACCCGAAGAAGGUUCACGGGAAGAUCGUGGUGUGCCUGCGAGGGGACAACGCGCGUGUGGCCAAGGGCGAGGUGGUGCACGAGGCCGGCGGCGCCGGGAUGGUGCUCGCCAACGACGCCAGCUCCGGCAACGAGAUCAUCUCCGACCCGCACGUGCUCCCGGCCACCCACGUCGGCUUCCACGACGGCCUCCUCCUCUUCUCCUACCUCAAGAUCGACAAGGCUCCGGUGGGCAUGAUUGAGAAGCCGACGACGAGCGUGUACACGAAGCCGGCGCCAUACAUGGCAGCCUUCUCGUCGCAGGGCCCGAGCCCGGUGAACCCAGAAAUCCUGAAGCCGGACAUCACGGCGCCGGGGGUCGGGGUGAUCGCGGCCUGGACGCGCGCGACGUCCCCCACGGAGCUGGACAAUGACAAGCGCCGGGUGGCCUACAACGCCAUCUCCGGCACGUCCAUGUCGUGCCCGCACGUGGCGGGCAUCGCGGGGCUCAUCAAGGCGCUCCACCCGGACUGGAGCCCGGCGGCCGUCCGGUCGGCGCUCAUGACCACGGCCAUCGAGGUGGACAACAAGGGGCAGCAGAUCCUCAACUCGUCCUUCGCCGCGGCCGGGCCAUUCGAGCGCGGCGCCGGCCACGUCUGGCCCAGCCGGUCAUUCAACCCGGCACUCGUCUACGACCUCAGCCCUGACCACUACCUCGAGUUCCUCUGCGCGCUCAAGUACAAUGCCAGCUCCAUGGCGUUGUUCAGCGGUGGCGGCAAGGCGGCGUACAAGUGCCCGGAGAGCCCGCCCAAGCUCCAGGACCUGAAUUACCCGUCCAUCACCGUGCUGAACCUGACCUCGUCUGGGACGACGGUGAAGCGCACGGUGAAGAACGUCGGGUGGCCAGGGAAGUUCAAGGCGGCCGUCCGUGACCCGCCCGGCGUGCGCGUGUCGGUGAGGCCCGACGUGCUGCUGUUUGCCAAGAAGGGGGAGGAGAAGACGUUCGAGGUCAAGUUUGAGGUAAAGAACGCCAAGCUGGCCAAGGACUACUCGUUCGGGCAGCUUGUGUGGAGCAACGGGAAGCAGUUCGUCAAGAGCCCCAUCGUUGUCCAGACCAAGGCGGCAUGAACGAAGAACAAGUUGAUAGGUAGAUUAUUCGAGCCCAUCUUAUUAGGGUUUUGGUAAUUAGUUUAGGAAUCUAUCACUAGCAUAUUGUAGGGAGAAACAGACACGAUUGGAUGGAUGGAUCGAUCGGUCGUCUUAGAACCUUGGAAGAAUAAUUAAGUGAGGAUGGAGGGCUAAUAAAAUUGGUCAGUUUUCUUUUGCAA
Molecule: messenger RNA, 2779 nt
Organism: Brachypodium distachyon (stiff brome)
Lineage: Eukaryota; Viridiplantae; Streptophyta; Magnoliopsida; Poales; Poaceae
Product: subtilisin-like protease SBT5.3
Exons: 8
Coding region: 177-2579 (800 amino acids)
Biological process (GO): proteolysis
Molecular function (GO): serine-type endopeptidase activity
Source: RefSeq, a predicted model, not a curated record